Pristis pectinata (smalltooth sawfish) is the source of this 1125-nucleotide messenger RNA. RefSeq names its product neurogenic locus notch homolog protein 4-like. The record is from RefSeq and is a predicted model, not a curated record. The transcript is spliced from 8 exons. NCBI's taxonomy places the organism in Eukaryota, Metazoa, Chordata, Chondrichthyes, Rhinopristiformes, Pristidae. The coding region runs from base 1 to 1125 and encodes 374 amino acids.
AUGGGUGACAAAGUUAUUUCUUCCCUAGGGUUCUAUUGUCCUGAAGGUUCUUCUCGUCCAGUUCCAUGCGGCCUUGGACUAUACUGUGAGCAGUCUGGUCUAUCAGCUCCAACUGGGCCGUGCAAAGCUGGGUUUCUGUGUGAUGGCAGUGCAACUGUUCCCAACUCCAAGCCCUGUCCUGUGGGACAUUACUGCCCAGAAGGAACAAGCUAUUCUAAACCCUGCCCUCCUGGAACCCUGUUGGCCGUUUCAGGAGGAGCUGCUUUAACUGAUUGCAGUCCUUGCCCAUCUGGUCAUUACUGUUCGGGUUAUGGCUUGUCAACUCCUUCAGGCUUGUGCAGUGCGGGGUAUUACUGUCCUGGAGGACAGAGUGUGCAACGACCUUUGGAGUACAUGUGUACCCCUGGUCACUUCUGCCCUGAGGGAAGUGCCAAUCAAACCAGCUGUUCGCCAGGUCAUUACCAGUCCAAGUGGGCAACAGAAGAGUGUGAGGUUUGUCCUGCAGGAUUCUACUGCCAAGCACAAGGGAAUACUAAGCCAACAGGACCAUGCAGUGCUGGGUACUUGUGUAUCCUGAGCGCCACUGUACCAACCCCAACUGAUGGGAUUACAGGACAUCAGUGUUUACCGGGAUCCUUCUGUCCAAAUGGUAGUAUCACAGCGCAGCCUUGUCCAAAGGGAACCUUCAGUGAGAAACUAGGACUAACUGAAGCCUCGCACUGUCAAGCUUGUACCCCUGGACAGUACUGUGAUGAAAUGGGAAUUACUGCUGUGUCAGGACCUUGUCGGGCAGGAUUUUUCUGCCUUGAAGGAUCCAAAUCUCCAGCUCCCAUUGCAGCCACAUUUGGUGACAUUUGUCCUUCGGGUCACUACUGUCCCAAGGCUGCAGCCCUCCCCAUCCCAUGUCCACCUGGAACAUUCCGAUCAACAACAGGAGGCACCAGUGAGGAAGAUUGCACACUGUGUCCUUCAGGUUUCUAUUGUAUGGAACUGGGCAAAGACAGUGCUGGAGAUUUUUGUGACCCAGGAUUUUAUUGUAAGAAGGGAGCAAAGACUGCAACACCUCUGGAUGGCAUUACAGAGCCACCAGAAGAACUUCCUCAACAGAGUAACAUGCAAGUAUGA